CAUUACCGGAAGCGCUCCCCGCAAGCCUUGCCCAGUCCCGCUGUUCCACCGGCGCGCACGCGCAGCUUUUCACCGACCCGGAAGCGGCUGGCAGGGAGCGAACGUCAAAAUCGGCCUCUGAGGGUUUUGAACUUUCUCUUUUCUACGUGAGCGUCUCAGUCCCCAGGCCUACACCCCUGGGACUUGGGGUCUCCACGCACAUUAGAGCCCCCUCACCCGCGUUUCCCACCGUGGUGGGGAGCGAGUUCUGCAGGAAGAGGUCGGAACACUCACUUGCUGGUCUCCAUGUAGCAGUUCACUGUCCCUGAAUCCCUCCUGGGGCAGUGGGCAGUAGAGGGCUGUCUCCCAUGUGGGGGGAUCUUCCUGUGUGUGUGGUUGUGGCACAGAAAGGUGUAUGUUGACUGAGUUCUCAACAGCACACAUUUGACACUCAGCAUUGACGUCUCAAGACCCAUCUUGCCCGGGAGAGAAGCCCAGAGGAGGGAGAGGAGGAAAGCCCAGGAGUCAGGAAUGACUCUUUCUCAGGGACGGUUGACCUUCAGGGAUGUGGCCAUAGAAUUCUCUCCGGAGGAGUGGGAGUGCCUGGACCCUUGCUCAGAGGGCCUUGUACAGGGACGUGAUGGUGGAGAACUACCGGAACCUGCUCUCCCUGGACACAGUAAUUUCAACAGAUCUCCCUACCAGUUUGCUGAAUCUUCCUUCCACGUCAUUAGACCUGAUAUUGAACCUCUCUAUGAAACUUUCAAUUCAGAUAUCUCUACUAGAUGUCUAAGGAAAGAAUUACCACCAAAAGACAACAUUAAUAAUGGAGAAUUAUUCCAAACGUUGAUUUUGGAAAGACAUAUAAGUCAUGACUUUGAUGACUUUGUUAUGAGGGAAGUCCAGCAAGAUGUGAACAAACUUGGGACUCAGUGGUUAUAUGAGGAAAAAAAUUACAAAGGAAUGACUACAUCCCAUUAUAAAAAUUUCACUUGUAGAGAAGACCAACAAUAUCACAAAUCCUGGAAUAAUUUCCCUGUAAAGCAUAGUGUUUCCAUAAGAAAUAGUAAAUCUCAAUAUUAUAAACAUGAUACGACGAAUAAGGCACUAAAAUACAAGGUAGGCUCUUCAGGAAACAAGCAUAGAAACUGUUCGGACAAUAGGCUUGGAUUAAGCUUUCAUUCACAUCUGGCUGAACAGAGAUUUCAAACCCAAGAGGAGAUUCAUGAAGGUAAUCAAGUUGAGAAGUCUACCAAAAAGUCCUCAGUUUCACCCCUUCAAAGAACUCCUUCUAGUGUCAAAACCAACAUUUUUAACAAAUAUGGGAAGGUUCUUACGCAUUCUUCAUUACAGACAGAACACCAGAAAACACCCAAAAGAGAAAAACCUUACAAAUGUAAAGAAUGUGGGAAGACUUUCAGCCAUUGCUCAACCUUAGCUACUCAUCAAAGAAUUCAUUCUGAGCCGAAACCUUACAAAUGUAAUGAGUGUGGCAAAGUCUUUAACAGGUUUUCAAACCUCACAAGGCAUCAGAGAAUCCAUACUGGAGAGAAACCAUAUAAAUGUAAUGUAUGUGGUAAGGAUUUUAUGAUACGUUCACACCUUUGGGGGCAUGAGCGAAUUCAUACAGGAGAGAAGCCUUACAAAUGUAAUGUGUGUGGCAAAGCCUUUUCUGAGUGUUCAAAUCUUGUUCAACAUAAAAGAAUCCAUUCUGGAGAGAAACCUUACAAAUGUAAUCAGUGUGGAAAGGAAUUUAUCACCCGUUCACACCUUUGGGGUCAUGAGAGAACUCACACUGGAGAGAAACCUUACAAAUGUAAUGAGUGUGGCAAGGCCUUCUCCGGGAGUUCAAAUCUUACUCAACAUAAGAGAAUUCAUGCUGGAGAGAAACCCUAUAAAUGUAAUGUGUGCGACAAGGCCUUUAGUCAGAAUUCCAGCCUUACAGUUCAUCAGAGAAUUCAUACUGGGGAGAAACCGUACAGAUGUCGUGAAUGUGGCAAAGCCUUUAAGCAGUAUUCAAGCCUGAGUAGACACCAGAAUAUACACAGAAUGAAGAUACAGAUGUAGAGCCUGUGGUAAGGCUUUUAUUAAAUGUUCUCAUGUUUGGAGUCAUGAAGGAGUGCAUACUGCAAAGAAACUUUCCAGAAGAAUGGCAUGGCCUUCAUGCCAUGACUUGACCUCAGGAAUCACCAAAGAUUUCAUGUUGGAGAAAAUU
Molecule: messenger RNA, 2194 nt
Organism: Ailuropoda melanoleuca (giant panda)
Lineage: Eukaryota; Metazoa; Chordata; Mammalia; Carnivora; Ursidae
Product: zinc finger protein 677-like
Exons: 5
Coding region: 511-2046 (511 amino acids)
Biological process (GO): regulation of transcription by RNA polymerase II
Molecular function (GO): RNA polymerase II cis-regulatory region sequence-specific DNA binding; DNA-binding transcription factor activity, RNA polymerase II-specific
Source: RefSeq, a predicted model, not a curated record